UCUUACAAUAAAUACAUCUGAAGAAAUAUUUUUUCACGGACCCUUAAGUUACCACUGUGGAUCCCUAAUUUACUAUAUUGCUUGCGUGGAUCCCUAAAAGUCUUACAAGAACCCCUGUUGAGAACCACCAAUAUACACAGAACAUAUAUAACACUGUUUUGAGAUUAUUAGCAACGUUUCUCUACUUCACUGCUUGGAAAGAUCACAAGAUGAUUUUUUUGCCUUCUCAAUAAAUUUGCAUUAUAAAGGAGUUUGCCAAAUGUUCAGAUAGAAUAUCAGUGAUGAAGGUAUAGUAACAGAAAUAUAUUUAUUCAUUGGCUGUCAACUAUAAAAUAAGGAGAGAAAUAAGCAUUUGUAAAUUGUGGUCAAGAAAUAAUAGUUAUGGAAAAUGAAUUGUGUGAGAAGAAAGGUGAAUUUGAUACACAAUCUAAAAAGAUCGACUCUCCUGGUGGUAUAAGGAAAGGAAGAAGUCAAAUAUACCAGUGUGAUAUCUGUGAGAAGAUAUUUUCUCAAAAGUGUAACCUCACGAUACACAGACGUACUCAUACAGGAGACAAACCAUAUCACUGUGAGAUGUGUGGUAACUCGUUCUCUCACAAGGGUAACUUAACAUCUCACAAACGUAUUCAUACUGGAGAAAAGCCAUAUCAGUGUGAUAUCUGUGGUAAAUCCUUCUCUCAAAAAGGUCACCUAAUCACUCACCAGCUCAUUCAUACAGACGAAAAACCAUAUCACUGUGAUAUCUGUGGUAAAUCAUAUUCUCGUGAAAUUACCUUAAUAAGACACAACCGUAUUCACACAGGAGAGAAACCAUAUCAUUGUGAUGUCUGUGGUAAAUCAUUCUCACAAAAAGGCCACCUACUUACUCACCAACGGAUUCACACAGAAGGAAAACCAUUUCACUGUGACAUCUGUGGUAAAUCAUUCUCUCGUGAAAUUAACUUGACUCGGCACAAACGUAUUCAUACAGGUGAGAGGCCAUUUCAGUGUGAUGUCUGUGGUAAAUCCUUCUCUGAAUGUGGUGUGUUAACUUUACAUGUACGUAGUCAUACGGGAGAGAAACCAUAUCGCUGUGAUACCUGUGGAAAGUCAUUCUCUGGAGCAAGUACCUUAACAAAACACAAACUCACUCACACAGGAGAGAAACCGUUUCUCUGUUACACCUGUGGUAAAUCCUUCUCUCAAAAGAUUCCCUUAACAACACAUGAAGGUGUUCAUUCAGAAAAGUAACUGUAUCAAUGUUAAGAAUAAAUUCGUAUUAAAUAAAGUCUUCCAUGUUUGUCAUUCAAA
Messenger RNA from Octopus sinensis (East Asian common octopus), 1290 nucleotides. RefSeq names its product zinc finger protein 239-like. Gene Ontology annotation, molecular function: DNA-binding transcription repressor activity, RNA polymerase II-specific. Lineage: Eukaryota; Metazoa; Mollusca; Cephalopoda; Octopoda; Octopodidae. The transcript has 2 exons. Gene Ontology annotation, biological process: negative regulation of transcription by RNA polymerase II. The record is from RefSeq and is a predicted model, not a curated record. Bases 382 to 1230 code for a protein of 282 amino acids.